CCGACGGCACACCCCGCAUUUUACGGGGUCCCACUACGGUACAAAGGUACUUCCAGACCACGCGCUUGAAGGGCCCAGUCUUUUUUGGUACCCCAGUGUUGAUCAAGGAACGCGUCUCUCACCAUGCGCUGCACUUUCCUCCCAUCGACCUCCACCGUGCAUCAAUACCCAAUCUUUCCACGCGGAGUUCCGGGAAAUUGAACAGCACCGAAUCAUCUGCAUAUGUACCACCGUCUGCCAUGGUUUUCGCCGCCACUGAGAUGCCCUAAUACAAGUAUAUAAUCUUACCAACUUCCCAAACUCCCCGAGACCCAAGACCGACACCGACCACCUCAGCCAAGUACCCUGCGACACAUUCACGAUGCCCAGACCAAGAAAAUCACGGGUCGCGCCGUCGCAACCUACGGCGACCAGCUCCUCCGCCACACCACCAGUCCUUGCCAAACCGACUGCCAAAGACCCAAGCAGCGAUAUAUACGAUGUCAGUGAUCGAGAAAAGGAACGUGCCAAGCGCGCCGCCGCUGUUGAAGCAGCUAAAAGACAAAUGAAUUCCGACCAGGUUAAGGCGUUGGAGGACUCGACGCGGAGGGCAGACCAGGCCAUGGACCGGCUGGUCAACAUGACUUCAACAACUGGUACUGCCGACACAGACGAGAAUCCCGAUGCUGCGACUUCCAGACGUGAAGAAAAGGAAUCCACCCGACCGAGCCCACGAGCGCCCCGGCGACUAACAGGCGAUACCUCCGGCUUGGACCUGGAUGACGAUAUGUUCGAUCUUGACGAUAGCCUCGAAGACCCUACGAUUACCACAAAAAAUGCCGGUGGCUACCGGUCCGCCAACACUUCUUCGUUCGAUGUCGGUCUCUUCCAGCGCCACCGGCCACGUCAAAACAGUGUAUCAGGCAGAGAUGACGGACCCGUUAGGCCAAGUAGUAGGGGGCCAACUACACCGAGCGUCAUGUCUACACUUAAUCUGGGUCUUUUCAAGCGACGAGCGCGUGAGCCCAGUAUCUUGGGAACCGCACAGAAGGGACGAAGACAGAGAUCUCAGUCCGUGGCCUCACAGGUGUCACGCAUUCCCAUGACAGAUGACGAAGAUAACAUGGACGUGGAUCGAGAAGCUGCCGUCGAAGACGACGACUCAGGACCAGACGGCGAGUCGACACCGCUCGACAGGACGAAGAGACGGUCUGGUGCCAGUGCUUUCACAGGUACAGCUUCGGGUGCUGAUAUCACGAUUCCGGCUUCUAUUGGAGCAAUGCCUGUCGACGAUGAAGAACUCACGGAAACCGGGUCUCCGUCACGGCGCUCGAAGAAACGCAAGUCACUCGAAAGCCACUCUGGUCGAAGCAAGCGAGGCAGAUCAUCGGUACAUGAGCAACCUGUUCCUGAACCCGAAGAGGAAGAAAAUGAGGUCAUUCACCAGUCGAUAGAGAUGCGAGAUGGAAGCGACAGCCCCAUGUCAUCGCCACUCUCAACACCCGCCCUCUCGCCUGUCCCGGACCAUAUGCCAUACAGUCCUCCCAGGCAGUCCAGGCCACCCCUCGACCCUAACGACCCGGUCAACGCACCACCCGCAAGCGAUUCCUCAGAAGCUGGAAGCCCGGUGGCUUGGCCAUCACUCAACAACCUGACGCACAGGUCGUACAACACCCGGCGAGCAGCACCUGUUUACACAGAGCGACUUCAGACCCCCGAGUUACUACCAGGUCUGGGCGCCGGGCCAGUCGGAGCUAUUGACGCGGACAUGUCCUCCGAGCUUUCAUCACCCCCCUCACUCACACAUUCACCAAAUUACAAGGCUCCCAGUAUCGCGAAAGCCUCAGCAGCUGCAGCCGCAGCAACAAAAAAGGCCGCCAUAGCUGCGAAGAAGAGAGAAGAGGAAAAACUAGCAACAGAGGCGCUGACGAGCUUACUGCCCGCCCGACGAAAUCACGCAAAACCCGACAAAAAGCACAAAAAGGGGCGGAACAAGGAGAACCCUUACGACAUCACCAGUGACGAGGGCUCCUUCUCCGAAGACGAGACUGCCGCCGACGGUGACGAACUAUCAUACGUCGCCACCACUGCCGCCAGGAAAAAGAAGGAAAGGACGCUUGCUGCCGAGAAGCAGAAGCAGCAAAAGGAAAAGGAAAAGCAGAAAAAGAAGCCUCCACUUGGUACAACUACCAACGGCAAAGCCGCCGCUAAAUCCAAAUCCGGCUCUUCGGAGCCAAAGCGAACGUACGGCAGAGCGAGCUCCGAUAAGGAGAACGCUGAUGGUGGUGUUGUUGCUGCGGGUGGGAGCGGGGACAAUGAGGAGGAGGAUGGGGACGAUAAUGACCAGGAACCAGUUUCUGCAAUGGACCUUGAUGAGGCUGAGGAGUUGCCGGAAACGACGCAGAUGAUGACGGAGAGACUGGGUGAAGAGCUGCAGAAGGCGGCGAAGAAGUUUAAGGAGGUGGAUAAGUGGGAGUUGUCGUUUGAGGAGGUUACGCAGCCGAGCUCGCCUGUUCCGGAUGCUAGGUGAUGUGAUGAUGUUGGAUAAACUGGGUUAGGGGGUUGGAUUUCAUGUGAAAUGACUUUUUCACGCAAUUACCGUUGUGGAUAGUGUUUUUAUUGUUUUAUACGAGGGACGGACGGGUGUCUGGUUUAUUAGCGUUCUGUAUACCAACUGGCGGAAAGCCGGAUUGUUUUGUCUACAUCAGGUCUUACCGAAGGAGCUCAUUGUCGACAUAAACGCGGUUGGCAUGGAUAAGCGUCUUGAAUUGCAAGUUUUGUCAAAGGAAUAGUCACGAAUCCUUUAUGGUAUUCC
Messenger RNA from Neurospora tetraspora, 2794 nucleotides. RefSeq lists its product as uncharacterized. Lineage: Eukaryota; Fungi; Ascomycota; Sordariomycetes; Sordariales; Sordariaceae. The transcript has a single exon. The record is from RefSeq and is a predicted model, not a curated record. Bases 362 to 2509 code for a protein of 715 amino acids.